Acipenser ruthenus (sterlet) is the source of this 2204-nucleotide messenger RNA. RefSeq names its product iron-sulfur cluster assembly 1 homolog, mitochondrial-like. The record is from RefSeq and is a predicted model, not a curated record. Bases 52 to 444 code for a protein of 130 amino acids. Gene Ontology annotation, cellular component: cytoplasm; mitochondrion. Gene Ontology annotation, biological process: iron-sulfur cluster assembly. The transcript has 4 exons. Gene Ontology annotation, molecular function: 2 iron, 2 sulfur cluster binding. Lineage: Eukaryota; Metazoa; Chordata; Actinopteri; Acipenseriformes; Acipenseridae.
CCAAUCAGCGCCGUCGCUACGGUCAUGUGAUGUUUUAAAUAACAACACAAGAUGGCGGCCCCCUCGGUGAUAGCCGGCGUACGAGCUGUGAAAAAAGCCAGACAAAUCAUUUCACCUCGAGCUGCUUUGGUGCUGACCCCUGCAGCAGUAAACAGGAUAAAACAACUACUCAGUGACAAACCGGAGUUUAUUGGUUUAAAAAUUGGGGUGAGGAGCCGGGGUUGCAAUGGUCUCUCCUACACCAUUGAAUAUGCCAAGGAGAAGGGGAAGUUUGAGGAAGAAGUCAAACAAGAUGGUGUUCGAGUGAUUAUUGAUCAGAAGGCCCAACUGACCCUCUUGGGGACAGAAAUGGAUUUCCUGGACUCAAAACUCUCCAGCGAAUUUGUGUUCAACAACCCCAACGUGAAAGGGACGUGUGGCUGCGGAGAGAGCUUCACAGUCUGAAACCUGAAGGACUGAAGCUUGAGCACAGGGAGUGAUAGGGUACCAGGAAUAAACUGUUUCAAUGUGACAUCUAUUGUGUGGUGGAAUUCAAAGAAGCAGCCAAAGGUCAGAAAUAUCUUCAGUGGAAUAAUCUGGGAGGGGGGGAGUGAUCAUUUUGCUCAGGUCAGAUUCUGAGGACUUGGCUAUAACUUCUUAAAUAGCUUCAGUACAUUUUUCAGUUUCUACUUUUACAUGCACAAGGAAGUCAGUGCUUUUGAAAUUGAUUCUUUUGAAUCUGAAAAUAAAUAUGCAGCUUUGAUAUGCCAAACUCUGGUUAGAAGAAACCAAAGCUUCUGAAACCAUUCAGUUGAAUCUGAUUAAAACACCAACCAGAUUACUGCUCCAGGCUGCUUUACGUGCAUGAUAUAUAGAGACUUUGGGAAUUGAUUCUUCAAAAAGGCAGCUUAAUUCAGAUUAGAUUGUACAUGUAAACUGGGCAAUUGUCUCCCUGAGUCAAUUGCACUGAACUAGAGAUCAUCUCAUAGUUAGUACAGAGGACAGGGCUAACAGUAAUCUGCAAGAUAGUACCAAUUGCAAUGAGCUAACUAAUACUAGCUACUACGUUGUUUAGCCCCUGGAUCUGUACUCAAUUCAGAAGUGCAUUGUAAUUGACCCUGAGUUUAUUAUGGAGUUUGGUUGUUCUGCUCAUUCCUACUGUCUCCACAUCAGCACUACCAUAGCCCGUGGCGUAGCCCUCUCCUCCCUCCAGAAAUACAUGUGAUACAUCUCUGAUGAUCUGUAGGAAUAAAUCAGAUAUAACAAGUAGAAUAUAUAGGGAUUCAUAUAAAAGAGAUAUUUUAUUAAUUAAAUUAAACAAAGCCGUAUUUAAAUAUAGUAUAAAAAUAUAUAUAGAGACUUCAUGCACUUUCAUUGUGUACUGUAGUUAUACCAUGAACGAGGAUGGGCUAGUAAGUGAGUGGAUUGUUUAUUCCAUUAAAUAGUGGAUAUAUUAUGAGUGUUCAUGGAGUACUGUAGUUAGUCCACCAAUAACACUUGGGAAAAAAAAAAAAAAAAAACAGCACUCCAUGAACGUUAAUGGAUUAUUCUGUUUAUAUUAUAUACUGUCAGGAAAGGGAAGUAGGUUUAAACCUAAAUUAAACAGUUGAAUUCAGGGAGUUUCUUACCUUAUAUCAAGCUUCCCAUCUGCUUUGGAACCCAACGUGAUUCAUACAGUCAUUUUGUCGUUGGAUUUGAAUGAAUGAGAUUUUAAAGUAUUUACUGUUUAGCCUUAAAUAUUAAUACAUUAAGGACAUUGUUUAACAUGUAAACCUCAAUAAACCCAUAUCACAGUGUUUGUUUUUGUAUUGUCCUUGGGCCCUUUUUGAAGCAAGUACAAAGAACAAGGCACAUUUUCAAAGAGAAUUAAAACAAAAAUAGAAUCAUGAAACUUGUAAAGAGCAACUUAGUUGCAGAAAGGAGCCGUUCAAUUAUGGUUUGCAUAGUUUCUUGCUCGCUUUAUACCAUCAAAAUGAUUGUAUUCCUCUCUUUGUAGUUACUUCAAAAUAGUGCCCAUGAUGUUCAUUAUCUCAACAGGAUGCUGUUACACAGGACAAAGACAAACACAUACUAGAUGUCUUUGAUUGUCAGUUGCUUAAAAAAUAAAGCCAAGUACAUAAUAGCUACGUGAGAUGGGCUUUGCACUGAAACUGUAAAUAUAACGUAUCAGAUUCCCGAAUCUCAGGUGCAGAUUCAUAGCAAAAAUAAAAAUGCCUAAAUGUGAA